Messenger RNA from Schistosoma spindalis, 1194 nucleotides. The record is from the annotation of a GenBank genome assembly. NCBI's taxonomy places the organism in Eukaryota, Metazoa, Platyhelminthes, Trematoda, Strigeidida, Schistosomatidae.
AUGAUACAAUUUAGCCAAUUUCAUGGAUAUACAAUAAUGAGCAGUUUAAUGUCUCAAAUUCGUUCCCUAUUUCGUCCUGUGUCGAAAGUUCGGGGAAGUAAUAAUAACUCCGAAGCGUUUUUAAGGAGAGUAAGGCUGUGUCUUCUUACUGCAGUUGCUGGUUAUGACAAUAAGCACACUAAAUAUUCAACGAGAAUUUCACCAAAAUGGGUUUACGGGGAUGAUGCUUGCUUCCUAUCAGUAACAGACUCUUCGUACGUCUUAGGUGUCGCUGAUGGUGUUGGUGGUUGGCGGUCGUACGGAGUCGAUCCUGGUCGUUUCUCCAGAGCAGUUAUGAAGAAUUGUGAGCGUGUUGUGAAUUCCGGUCGUUUUAUUCCCGACAAGCUAGAGGUUUUAAUUGCCCAAUGCUAUGAAGAUGUACUAAAUUCCAAAGAACUUAUUUUGGGUAGCGCAACCCUAUGCAUAGUUUCAUUGCAACGUAAUGAACAUAGGGUUUAUGGUGCCAGUCUAGGUGACAGCGGCUAUUUAGUUAUACGUGAAGGACAUGUGAUUCAACGUUCAGUUCACCAAAAGCAUUCAUUCAAUACACCAUUCCAAUUAUCUUGUCCACCUACGCUUCGCUCAAGACGUUUUCAUUGUGAUUUACCUAAUCAAGCUGCCCAAACAUCUAUAGAAGUUAAACCGGGUGACAUAAUUAUCGUAGGCACCGAUGGCUUGUUCGAUAAUUUGACAGAGUCAAUGAUAUUACAAGAGGUAAAAACCAUUGAGUUACUUGCAAACUGUACAAUUGAUAGUUUAAAAAAAUGUGCUACACGUCUUGUAGAGCAAGCUCGAAGUGCGGCGUUCGCUCCUGAUUUCGUUUCUCCAUUCGCUCGUGAAGCACGUCGUUACGGUAUAAACAUUGCAGGUGGAGUUCCUGGUGACAUAACCGUCAUUCUAGGAUUAGUUAUUGAGGAGAAACCAUCAACUAUUAAUCGUGUAAAAGAAACACGAUCCUCAAUAAAUCAUCAUCAUCACCGUCAUCAUCAACAUUUACUUUUUCAACCGAAUCGAAGUUUAUCAUGUUUUGAAUUAAACUAUAAUAAAUUUCAUUCAUUCAUUUCUUCCUCUUCGACAUUACCAACUUCUUCAACUAGUACUAAUACUGCUACAUCUUUUUCUUCGAAAUUAUCUCGAACUUAUUCAUGUACUUAG